Rubroshorea leprosula is the source of this 713-nucleotide messenger RNA. The record is from the annotation of a GenBank genome assembly. Lineage: Eukaryota; Viridiplantae; Streptophyta; Magnoliopsida; Malvales; Dipterocarpaceae.
AAGUUGAAGUCUCUGCAUCAUUCUAGGCAUUAUUGCUUAGAAGCAUAUUCCAGAGAAAGUGACCGGCAUUGAAGCGCAUCAAGUUUUACUUGUAGUCUUUUACCCAAGUGGGUAAAUCGUAGAAAAGAACCCCAAAAACAAAUGAGAGAGUUAUUGUAGAUAGGGCAUAAGCGUAUGCUCUCCAAGGUUGAUGACUUCCUCGCAUUGCAUUGAAGUCAGCAAUGAAAGUAGAAGCGGUACUCAAACAACCCAAGAAUCCCAACUGAAUACCAUCUACAACUGUAUCCCAAGUCCUGGUAUUGUUUGCAUUGGAGGUGUCACACGGAGAGGGAGGGGAAGGGAUGGGGAUGGAUGGCAAGGGAGGGGGAGUGAGGGGGAGCUGUCUCCUUCCUCUUGUUUGGGUUUCCAAAGAGGCAGAGGGGGAGGGAGAUGGACUGAUUCGGACUCCCUUCAACCACCUUCAAAACUGCAGAUUUGCAAUCCGCCCGAUUUGGAGGAUUUGAGAGGGAUUUGAGUGACUAUUUAAAUUAGAUUCCUUGCCUGCUUGUGGCUCCUGCUGCGGUGGCUAAGUGUCUUUCACAUCCAUUCCUGUGCAUCUGCAGUCAUACAUCCUAAAUCCUAAGUUUGUAUGAUGAAAUGAAUUUUCCAAUUUUUUUAAUGUCAAUAGAUGCCUGUAAAAGAGAAUAAAAACUCAAUGAAUCCAGAAACCUUUC